UGUCAUUUCCUAAAAUUACCUCCUGCAACAGCUGAGCCCCAGCACUCUCUUUCUCUACGCUUCUCUCUUCUCUUCUUUCUCUAUCGCACUCUCUUGUCGCUUUUGUUCAUGCGAACAUGACGCGGUUUAGUUACGCGGAAUAUCUCUCGUUGUUCCGUUCCAGUGGAGUGAAGACUCGGGAACACGGGUUUGACAGCGGCGCACGGUGCGAGGACCCGGGUGACGUCACGGCGGCCCCAUCACAGGAGCCAAUAAUGCUGGCAAUAAGAAGAGGUGAUGUGCAGACAGUAACUCAAGUAGCAACAUCCACAUCAUGCAUUGAAACGCACAAUGCAGAGGAAGAUUGGACAGCCCUACAUGAAGCAGCUUAUUAUGGACAAGCUGCCUGUGUAAAAGCUCUACUUAAAGUUAAACCCACUUCAGUAGAUAAGCGCACUCUCCAGGAGCAGACUGCUCUUCUAAUUGCAACUGAUGGGAAACACCUGGAGUGUGUGAAGUGUCUUCUGGAGGCAGGUGCAGACCCUGAUAUCAGCAAUAAAAACAAAGAGACACCGCUUUAUAAAGCUUGUGAAAAGGAGAGCAUUGACAUAGUGAGGCUCAUUCUGGCAUUUGGAGGUUCUGUAAACCAGCGCUGCCAUCGUGGCUGGACCGCUCUCCAUGAAGCAGUAAGACGGGGAAACACACAGCUCUGUGAGAUUCUCCUUCAGGCCAGAGCUGCCAUUGAUGCCACCAGUGCUUAUGGUAUCACUCCACUCAUAGAGGCCGCUCGGCAUGGCAGAACAAAGAUUGUGAACUACCUCAUUAGUAAAGGUGCUAGUGUGAACCUACAGUCAUGUGAAGGGUCUACAGCACUCAGCGAAGCUUGUAAACAUGGUCAUAGAGAUACAGUAGGCAUUUUGCUGAAACACCACGCAGAUGCCAACAAAGACUGCAAAUCUGGACUUCUGCCUUUGCACAUUGCUGCCCAGUAUGGCCAUGAAGAAAUUGUGUCCUUACUGCUGCCUGUCACUAGUCGUGCAAGGAUACGACAAAGUGGCAUCACUCCCCUUCAUGUGGCAGCUGAGUUCAACCAGAAAAAUGUUGUCAAUUUCUUAAUCAAGUCAGGCUGUGAUGUGAAUGCAAGGCUGUCUCAUGAACGCUCAUCCAUGUUUCAUGACCACCGCAGCACAGCUCUGUACUGUGCUGUCAUAGCUGGAAAUCAAGGAGUUGUGGACUUGUUGCUCAAGGCUGGUGCAAACCCAAACCUGGACCCCCUCAGCCCAUUGCUAGUCGCACUACGCCAGGGCUGUUUUAGGACUAUAUCCACCCUGGUAGAACAUGGAGCAGAUGUUAAUGCUCAUGUACCAGCUUUUCCCACUGAUUUUCCAGGUGUGCUAUUGUAUUGCCACAACAUGGGAAUUUUACAAUAUCUGUUAGACAAUGGAUGUCAGGCACAGGAAUGUUUCAGGUGUGACCAUAUAGACAGCAGACAAUCUGCUAACCAAGACAGAACAGAGGACACAAACCAGAGGACUCACUCAGUCACAGGAACUGCAUUUCCAUUACAAACAACCUGCACAGAAACAACAACAAGAAAUCUACAGUUUUGUGAUUGGCUUUCCUCUGUGAGUCAUUUGGCAGCACCUCUGAUCAGCUUGCUGCUGGAUUAUGUUGGAAAUGUCCAACUAUGUUGCGGAGUCAUUAAACAAUUAAAACAUAAAAACGAGUGGGUUGACAUUAAGGAAAAAGCAACAUCUCCUCGUCCCCUGAUGCAUCUGUGCAGACUGAAGGUUCGUGAGCAAGUUGGUGCCAAGAGGCUGACAUCUCUAAAAAUUCUUCCACUACCCGGAAGACUCAUCCACCAUCUGUGCUGUUUACAGGACAGCACUACAGAUUAUACAGUCCUAAACGAUGGGUCAACUCACACAUAAGUUGCAAGUUAUUUGUGAUUACUAUUCUACCUUUUACAGACCAUUUGCAUCAUUUGUGCUUUUUUGUUACGCACAUAAUUUAUAAAUACUAUUUAUAAAAAGAGAUAAGAAAUCACAUUUUAGGUAUAUCUAAUUUAUGAUGAAUACUUUUGUAUGUAUACAAUUUAAAUUGACCAUUAUUCACAAUAUAGCCAAAGAGAUGAUUAUCUACAUGCUAGUAAUUUUAUUUACUACACUGGAACACAGAGACUAAAUAAGCUUCAAGUGUGUUGUGACUAAAAAAAACAUUUACACAUUAUGUAAAGUCUCUUCACUGAAAAUUAUUAAAAAAAUUUAUCACAGGUGUGUUUUAGGGUUAGUAAUCUCCACCAUAUCAUGGAAUAUAAGUCAAAAUCAAAGAUGUGCAUUGUUAGUGAAGUGCAUUAUUUAUACAGGUGAAACAUGUAGAAACCUGCUUGUACUGAAAUAUUUAUGUAAACUUACUUGUUUGGAAGUUCACUUGAUGUAUUGUUUAGACAAGUAUUUGUGUAUUAUCGAUGAAUCAGUAGGCAUGUAUAUAAUGUAAGAUGCUGGAGGAGGAUGCACAUGAGGUCAAAUAAUGAACUGUGAAAAAGACCACGUUGGUAUUAAAU
Clarias gariepinus (North African catfish) is the source of this 2542-nucleotide messenger RNA. It is a transcript of the gene asb2b, whose product is annotated as ankyrin repeat and SOCS box containing 2b. Bases 117 to 1910 code for a protein of 597 amino acids. The record is from RefSeq and is a predicted model, not a curated record. Gene Ontology annotation, cellular component: ciliary inversin compartment. Gene Ontology annotation, biological process: intracellular signal transduction; protein localization to ciliary inversin compartment. Gene Ontology annotation, molecular function: protein binding. NCBI's taxonomy places the organism in Eukaryota, Metazoa, Chordata, Actinopteri, Siluriformes, Clariidae. The transcript has 8 exons.